Morus notabilis is the source of this 917-nucleotide messenger RNA. RefSeq names its product 30S ribosomal protein S21, chloroplastic. Lineage: Eukaryota; Viridiplantae; Streptophyta; Magnoliopsida; Rosales; Moraceae. Gene Ontology annotation, molecular function: structural constituent of ribosome. The transcript is spliced from 2 exons. The record is from RefSeq and is a predicted model, not a curated record. Gene Ontology annotation, biological process: translation. Bases 68 to 616 code for a protein of 182 amino acids. Gene Ontology annotation, cellular component: ribosome.
AAGACUAAAGUGAUUGAUUAUCCUGGCGAUCACACACCACACCCAGUCGAAAGUGAUCCUUACAUCCAUGGCAGCCUCAUCAUCUCCGCUGAGCAAUUUCCUUUCCUUCAUCUUACCCACAAAGCCCCCUCCCCAGCACAAAGCUCCACCACCCCAGCUCUCCCUCUCCGCCCCCCACAAAGACAACAAACUCACCACCACCACCACCCAAUAUGGCCAACACGGGUCGGUGGCCCAGGUGGAGCCGGAAAAAUCCUCACUGUCAUCGGUGAUUUGCCCGUCGCUGGCGUACGCGAACACGCUCUUCUUCAAGUCGGCGUACAACGUGCAGGUGGUGGUGGACGACAACGAGCCGGAGGAGAGGCUGCUCAACAGGUUCCGGAGAGAGGUCAUGAGGGCCGGCGUCAUUCAGGAGUGCAAGCGCCGGAGGUUCCAUGAGAACAAACAGGACGAAAAGAAGCGCAAGACCCGCGAGGCCGCCAAGCGCAAUCGCAGAAGGCGUCCCCCUCCACCGAGAUUUUCGGCGCAGAACAGGCAGGAAACGCCUCCUUCGAGCAAAAAGCAGGAUGAAGAUGAAGAUAACUGGGAUUUACCCGAAGGAGACAUUCCUUACUGACCUUCUUCACUCUGGAUUUUAAGAGACUUUUGGGUCUUCUUUUUAAGUUGCAUUAAGUUGAGUGAAUUCUCUUUUUUUGGUUAAUCAUAAUUUCUCCCGUGUUUGUAUUUAGUACUAAAAGUAGUAAUUUUUCAUUCCUGGAAAUCCAUUUUGAGAGCACCCUUUUCAUGUUUAUCUAUCAGAUUCAUGGGAAGAUAGUUUUGUGCCUAAAAUAUAUAGGGCCUUUCCUGUUAAAUGAUGAGGAAAACUUCGAAAUCCUCCCUUGUUUUUUGAGUUGAAUUUGAUGUUUAAUAUGGUAUUU